Molecule: messenger RNA, 2989 nt
Organism: Camelina sativa (false flax)
Lineage: Eukaryota; Viridiplantae; Streptophyta; Magnoliopsida; Brassicales; Brassicaceae
Source: RefSeq, a predicted model, not a curated record
AUGGCGUUUAUUGGUUCUGUUAUCUUUGGAGUUACAACAAGACAAGAUCUUAAAGAUGGUGUGAUAAAGAGAUGGUAUCUGAGACCAGAUAGCUCCAGAAUCUUCUUUGACCCCAAACGAGCUCCCCUGGCUGCGGUCUAUCACUUUCUAACGGCGAUUAUGCUCUACAGUUAUUUCAUUCCUAUAUCUUUGUAUGUCUCAAUAGAGAUUGUUAAAGUCCUUCAGAGCAUCUUCAUCAACCAGGAUAUACACAUGUACUACGAGGAAGCUGACAAGCCAGCUCGUGCACGUACCUCUAACCUGAAUGAAGAACUUGGGCAAGUGGAUACAAUUCUCUCAGACAAGACUGGAACAUUGACAUGUAACUCCAUGGAGUUCAUCAAGUGUUCUAUUGCUGGGACAGCUUAUGGCCGUGGUGUUACAGAGGUGGAGAUGGCUAUGGGAAGAAGAAAAGGUUCUUCUUUGGUGUUUCAGACUAAUGAGAAUGAUGAUAUGGAAUUUAGUAAAGAGGCAAUUACUGAAGAAUCAACUGUGAAAGGAUUCAACUUUAGAGAUGAGAGGAUCAUGAAGGGAAACUGGGUCACUGAGAUGAAUGCUAAUAUGAUUCAGAAGUUUUUCAGAUUACUCGCGGUAUGCCAUACGGUGAUACCUGAAGUGGAUGAGGAUACAGAAAAGAUCACUUAUGAGGCUGAGUCGCCUGAUGAAGCAGCAUUUGUUAUUGCAGCAAGGGAGCUUGGGUUUGAAUUUUUUAACAGAACUCAAACUACUAUUGCGGUAAGAGAGCUUGAUCUAGUGACUGGCAAACGAGUUGAAAGGUUGUACAAAAUCUUGAACGUUCUUGAGUUCAACAGCACGAGGAAAAGAAUGUCAGUUAUAGUGCAGGAUGAAGAUGGAAAACUCUUAUUAUUUUGUAAAGGAGCAGAUAAUGUCAUGUUUGAAAGACUUUCCAAGAAUGGUAGAGAGUUUGAAGAGGAAACACGGGACCAUGUGCACGAAUAUGCUGAUGCAGGGCUGAGAACUUUGAUACUUGCAUAUCGUGAACUUGAUGAAAAAGAAUACAAAGUUUUCAAUGAGAAAAUCAGUGAAGCCAAGAGUUCGGUUAGCGUUGAUCGAGAAUCGCUGAUAGAGGAAGUCACAGAGAAGGUUGAGAAAGACUUGACUCUCCUAGGAGCAACUGCUGUUGAAGAUAAACUCCAAAAUGGAGUCCCUGAUUGCAUUGACAAGCUUGCUCAAGCAGGAAUAAAGAUUUGGGUUUUGACUGGUGACAAAAUGGAGACUGCUAUCAAUAUUGGCUUCGCUUGUAGUUUGCUCAGACAAGACAUGAAGCAGAUCAUAAUCAACUUGGAGACCCCUGAAAUCCUAUCAUUGGAAAAAACUGGAGAAAAAGAUGCCAUUACAAAGGUAUCAAAAGAAAAUGUCUUGGCUCAGAUAAUUAAUGGAAAGACUCAGUUGAAGUAUUCCGGUGGGAACUCUGAUGCUUUUGCUUUAAUCAUUGAUGGGAAAUCACUUGCUUACGCGUUGGAUGAUGAUGUAAAGCACAUCUUUCUUGAGCUAGCUGUUAGUUGUGCGUCUGUUAUCUGUUGUCGUUCAUCACCAAAACAGAAAGCUCUGGUGACAAGACUAGUAAAAUCUGGAAAUGGUAAAACGACAUUAGCAAUUGGUGAUGGCGCUAAUGAUGUUGGAAUGCUUCAAGAAGCAGAUAUAGGCGUUGGAAUUAGCGGUGUGGAAGGAAUGCAGGCUGUAAUGUCCAGCGACAUUGCGAUUGCUCAAUUUAGAUAUCUGGAACGUUUGUUACUAGUCCAUGGACAUUGGUGUUACAGGCGUAUCUCGACAAUGAUUUGCUACUUCUUCUACAAGAACAUUACAUUCGGUUUCACGCUCUUCUUAUAUGAAACAUACACAACAUUCUCAUCGACACCUGCAUACAACGACUGGUUUCUAUCUCUUUAUAAUGUCUUUUUCUCAUCCCUUCCGGUUAUUGCUCUUGGUGUCUUCGACCAGGAUGUCUCUGCACGGUAUUGUCUAAAGUUUCCGCUCUUAUACCAAGAAGGUGUGCAAAAUGUUCUAUUCAGCUGGCGCAGGAUACUUGGCUGGAUGUUCAACGGAUUCUACAGUGCAAUAAUCGUUUUCUACCUCUGCAAAAGUUCUCUCCAAUCUCAAGCUUUCAACCACGAUGGGAAAACUGCAGGAAGAGAAAUCCUAGGGGGGACAAUGUACACUUGCAUUGUGUGGGUUGUGAAUUUGCAGCUGGCUUUAGCUAUCAGUUACUUCACUCUGAUCCAGCACAUUGUGAUUUGGAGCUCCAUCGUUGUUUGGUACUUUUUCAUCACGGUGUAUGGAGAACUUCCAUCAAAUAUAUCAACCGGUGCAUAUAAAGUCUUUGUUGAAGCUCUAGCGCCUUCACUUUCUUACUGGCUCAUUACUCUCUUCGUCGUUGUCACGACGUUGAUGCCUUACUUCAUCUACUCUGCACUUCAGAUGAGCUUUUUCCCAAUGUACCAUGGGAUGAUACAAUGGCUAAGGUACGAAGGUCAGUGUAACGACCCAGAGUACUGUGAUAUGGUGAGACAAAGAUCGAUAAGACCUACAACAGUUGGGUUCACUGCCAGAUUAGAAGCUAAAAAGAGAUCAGUUAGGAGAUCUGAGUCUGAAUCAUGACAACAGAACUAACCUGACUCCUCUUUGAAUGGUUUUUCAUAUUCAACUGACUUGCAGAACGUAAAUAGAACCAUAAAUAUAUGGAAGCAUAUUUCUUGGCUUCAGACUGGAUCGAACAAGGCUUUUUCCAACAAGUUGUUGUACAUUCUGCUGAUUCUUGUGGUCUUUCCUACUCACGAAACGAGAUCUUACAAGUUCAGUAUAUAUAGUGUUUGCAGAACAGCUGAAGAUUAUAUACAUCAGAGUUACACUAGAGAGAUAGUCACUGUAUUUUCUCUUCUUUUGCACUUUCAAGAUUGCCACUAUUAGUCAGAAAAAUUUGUUACGCUUA